CGCACUCACCAUCGUCCACGGAUCUACGCCGAUCCACCUGCCCAACCCACCUUCUCGUCCCUUCCUCAUUUUCAGCCACCACCAGUCCCGUCGAUCCAUCCAUCCAUCGAUCCCCACCAACCCGCAGAUCCUCCCCACGGCUUCCAGAUCAAGAAAGCUCAAUCUCGACCAGCAGCCAGAGUCCACGGCCUCCUCUGCUUCUUCUCGAGCACUUCCAUGGAGCCAGCCGUCCCCGCCGGCGAUGAGAAGAAGCACACCAUGGAUGCCUGCCCAAGCUCCAGUUCACCUCGCCGCCGUCGGGAACCGGUGUCCCGCGGCCGGAUCCAUCAAGUCCGCGACCCUGCCUGACCUCCUUCCCAUUCAUGUCGCCGCCGAGCCUUCUUCUGCUUCCCCUACUGUAGGGCUCCAUCGCCCCUGCUUGUCUUCACCUCGCGCACCGCAUCGCCGCUCCUCCUCCGUCGUGCCGGCGAGCGCGAUGCCGGAGCACCGCAGGAGCACCAUGGCUACCUCGUCCUGGAGCAAGCUUGUCAGCAUCCUUCAUCGUCCUGUGUCUAGCGCUGCCCGGAUCCGUCCGCCUUCGCGCCACCCGCCCUUGCUGCUGACGAACAUGGUGACUGGCGCCCUCCUUCGCGCGUGGCACCGCGCCAGAUGCCGCCCUCCGCUGUCCAGCCGUGCCGCAGCGCCCCUGCUUCCUCUAUAUCAAAGUCGAGCGCCCCGCCCCGUGUCUCACCGCCCGAGCACUGCUGCCUGCCCUCGUCUCCGACGCUGGCAAGCUCGCUGCCCCCGGAUCCACGUCUCCAGCCUGACCGUGCUCAUGGACGCUCGCCUCCACCGGUCGUCUACAAGCAGCAGCGCUGUCGCGGACAAGACCGAAGCCACUCAAGAGCCGCCAUGUCCGCGUCCCCUUGGACCCUACGCGUGAAUGCCUUGCUGCCUUCUAUGUUCGCGUUGACCCCACAUCGAUCGAGCAGCCACGCCUAUAGAGCAAGCUAUCGUUGUUUCAGUUUUCAGUUUCGUCAGACCUGCAC
Molecule: messenger RNA, 1028 nt
Organism: Triticum urartu
Lineage: Eukaryota; Viridiplantae; Streptophyta; Magnoliopsida; Poales; Poaceae
Source: RefSeq, a predicted model, not a curated record